UUUCUUUCCCCUGUUUUUUCGGUUGGAUUUCCCGGGAGAAAUAGAAGUCGAGUUUUUAGUUUUUGUUGUGUUUGAAAUGUUUGAGCUGUUUAAUUUCAUCGAUUUUGAUUAGAAUGAAGUACAUAGGAGGAUUCGAUGUUCGAUUUCAGAUUUAUGGUCUCUUUCGGUAAAAAUUUCUCAGGGAACAAUCAGAAUUUGUGGAACCUUUAUUUGUUUGGGAGUUUUGGUUGUUCAGAAAUCUUAAGGACAUGUAUGUUUCGUUUGUAGAUUUGUAUGAUUCGUUUGUUAAUUUGAGUUUAUCUAGUGUCGAUUGAGGUAAUACAUUGAUUUAGACUUAUACCAUGCUUGAGCCUUUUGUGUUUUAUACAUCUGCAAAAAAUUGGCGUUAUAAGUCAUUAGAACAAAAGCACAUUUGGCUAAUAAUCUUUUUGGCAUGUUUGCGAAAUUUGGAAGAUGGAUGCCCCACUUUAGUGUGGGUUUUGUUUGCAAAUUUGCUUAUGCCUCAGUGUUUUAACCAUGAGUUAAUAAGUUGAUGGAAAGGUAAACCCCACUUUGUGAGAUUUGCCUCUCUUUCUUGGCUGCAUUUUGAAUAUCGAAUCUCGACGUUUUCUCCAGAAACUCGAAAUAUUGCUGAAAUGCAGUGGAAUGUGUCUCGCACUUUGCUACCAUGUCAAGUUUGGAGGAGCCAUUAGGUUUAGACAAGUUGCCAAGUAUGAGGACGAUAGACAGGAUCCAGAGAUUCUCAUCUGGUGCUUGUCGGCCCAGAGCUGAUGAUUUGGGCUUGGGACACUGCUGGUUAGAGGGAAGGGAUUGCAGCACUUCAAACAGUUGCAACGAUGAUGAUGACAAUUACGGUAGAGAGGGUUUUCCAUGGAGAAGACAUACCAGGAAAAUGUCCGACGGAGAGCCCAUUCUUCGGAGGACGUCAACUUUGGGAAUGAAUCACAUGACUUGUCAAACUUUAUGGGAUCCCCGAUACUUGCAUGAUCGUAAAUACAGCACCAUUAGCAAUGAGAGGAGCAUUCACCACUCAACCAAUAAGAUUUUUGUAGCUAUACCAAAAUUUGUGAAGAUUGUAGAAGUUGGCCCAAGGGACGGUCUGCAGAAUGAGAAAAAUAUAGUACCGACAUCUGUUAAGGUUGAACUGAUUCAAAGAUUGGUUUCUUCUGGAUUGCCGGUGGUUGAGGCUACAAGUUUUGUAUCACCUAAGUGGGUUCCACAGCUUGCCGAUGCAAAGGAUGUAAUGGCUGCAGUCAGCACCCUAAAUGGAGCUAGGCUACCUGUUCUGACGCCCAACCUAAAAGGCUUUGAAGCAGCUGUCACUGCAGGUGCUAAGGAAGUUGCAGUCUUUGCAUCAGCUUCUGAGUCAUUCUCUAGAUCGAACAUCAACUGUACCAUUGAAGAGAGUCUAUCGCGGUACCGUGCUGUUGCCAAUGCUGCAAAAGAGCGUUCAAUACCUGUCCGUGGGUAUGUAUCUUGCGUCGUGGGAUGUCCUGUGGAGGGAGCUGUUCCUCCCUCAAAAGUGGCUCAUGUCGUAAAAGAACUUUACGAUAUGGGCUGCUUUGAAAUUUCUCUCGGUGACACAAUUGGAGUUGGCACGCCAGGUACUGUGGUUCCCAUGCUUGAAGCUGCCAUGGCUGUUGUCCCUGCCGACAAGCUCGCUGUCCAUUUCCACGACACUUAUGGGCAAGCUCUUGCAAACAUACUGAUUUCUCUUCAAAUGGGAAUUGGCAUAGUGGACUCAUCGAUCGCGGGAUUAGGUGGAUGCCCUUACGCGAAAGGAGCUUCAGGGAACGUAGCCACGGAAGACGUGGUCUACAUGUUGAACGGUCUCGGUGUUCAGACCAAUGUAGACUUGGGGAAGCUCCUGUCUGUCGGAGAAUUCAUCAGCAAACAUCUGGGCCGCCCUUCCGGCUCCAAGGCCGCCGUAGCACUCAGCCGCCGCAUCACAGCCGAUGCUUCCAAGAUAUGA
Tarenaya hassleriana is the source of this 1972-nucleotide messenger RNA. RefSeq names its product hydroxymethylglutaryl-CoA lyase, mitochondrial-like. Bases 668 to 1972 code for a protein of 434 amino acids. NCBI's taxonomy places the organism in Eukaryota, Viridiplantae, Streptophyta, Magnoliopsida, Brassicales, Cleomaceae. Gene Ontology annotation, cellular component: mitochondrion. The record is from RefSeq and is a predicted model, not a curated record. The transcript has 9 exons. Gene Ontology annotation, biological process: L-leucine catabolic process; ketone body biosynthetic process. Gene Ontology annotation, molecular function: hydroxymethylglutaryl-CoA lyase activity.